UUUUAUUUCGUUAAGUAGUAAAAUCUCCCGUGAUUGUUGUUGUAACGUGAGAAAUGCUGCUCAAAUGUUAUCUUCAGCGGUUACUCGUGACGUCAACGUAACAUUUAUAGUGACAACCAUUGUACAAUAUGCCAAGGGAGCCAUGGACUUUCCUGAAGAUUUCAAUCAGCUUGAGCUCCUGAAUACACAGGGACACUUGGUCCCCCAUGGGGCCAGCAGCCAGUGGACCGGAGCAAAAGAUGAGGAGGAGGAUAUGGAAGAGGAUGAGGAGAGCCACUGUGAAGAGUGGUACUUAGAAAAGGAGGCCACUCUCAAAGACAAACCAAAGGAGCUCAUCCUGUGGGCAGCAGAACACAAUCGUCUCCCCACAGUGCACAAGUUGUUAGCAGCUGAUCCUUCACUGGUGCACUGCUGUGAUGAGGACGGUUACACUCCACUGCACCGUGCGACAUAUGGCGGCCAUGUUGAUGUUGUUUCUGCUCUACUCACUGCCGGAUCUAAAGUGAACCCUCGCACCAUCGAUGGCUGGACGCCUCUUCACAGUGCCUGCCGCUGGAGCCGCGUCACCGUGGCAAGUUUUCUUCUGCAGCACGGAGCCGAACUGAAUGCCCAGACCAACGGUGGGCUCACACCACUGCAUCUGGCUGCUUCCCACACCAGCCUCACCAAAACAGACUCCGCCCACAUCUUAGAGCUCCUCUUGUCUCAGCGACACCUGAAGCCAGGGCUCCGCAGCAGCAGUGGGGAGACGGCUGCUGAGGUGGCCCGACGCAGUGGGCCCUAUCACUUCCUAUUUGAGAUGGUAGAAGACUGCGUCAAUGUGGUACCGAUUUUAUGAACGAAAACACAGGUGCACACACAGUCUCACAUUUACACAUUUGUUUUCACUCUGGACAGCGGGUAUGCUAGCGUUUCAUCUAUGUCAUAAAUUGCAAAAAAAAUGCCUAUUAUAAUUUCCAGUGCCACAUCUUCAUUACGUUGUGUUUGGUCAGCCCAGCAGUUCAAAACCCAAAGAGUUGUAGUUUACUAUCAUGUAUGACAAAGAAAAGCAUCAAAUAUUUACAUUUAAGAAGCUGAAACCAGACAAAAACAGGCAUUUUUGCUUAAAAAAUGAGAAGUUAUUCAAUUGCCAAAUAGACAAAUGACUUAAUUCACUAAUGAUUGUUUAAAUAAUGGAUAUUUAUUAGAUGUUACAGGUGAGCAUUAUUAUAUUUGCAUUUGUUUAACUGAACUUAAUGUGAACAGACUGUGGAAACCCUCAUGUGUUUGUCUCCUGUACUGUCUCUAAAGCUGUAUUUGAUGUUCAUGGUCUCAUGGCAAAGCAUUUAUCUGCUGAAGUAUGAUAAUACAUGAAUGCUGCAUCUUUUGAAA
Molecule: messenger RNA, 1371 nt
Organism: Monopterus albus (swamp eel)
Lineage: Eukaryota; Metazoa; Chordata; Actinopteri; Synbranchiformes; Synbranchidae
Gene: ankrd49
Product: ankyrin repeat domain 49
Exons: 3
Coding region: 65-838 (257 amino acids)
Biological process (GO): regulation of transcription by RNA polymerase II
Cellular component (GO): nucleus
Molecular function (GO): RNA polymerase II-specific DNA-binding transcription factor binding
Source: RefSeq, a predicted model, not a curated record